Molecule: messenger RNA, 4422 nt
Organism: Porites lobata
Lineage: Eukaryota; Metazoa; Cnidaria; Anthozoa; Scleractinia; Poritidae
Source: the annotation of a GenBank genome assembly
AUGUUGACGCCAGCAGAGCAGACACGAGAUGAGGCAGGAAAUACGGCAUUUUAUUGCACGGUCGCCGGAAAUCCUUCUCCAGUCGUGGAAUGGCAAUUUAAGGGCAGAAAGAUUCUGUCGGGUGCAAAGUAUUUGAUUAAAGAAGGAGAGUUGAUUGUCAGAAAUCUAAAUUACAGCGAUGUUGGGCCGUACUCAUGUGCUGCCAGGAACAUUCUUGGAUCGUCCGAGGCUACUGCUAACUUGUCUGUUCGAGGUGAGAGGAGCAUUUCAUUCUUGAGCCUUGUUGUAUAACAGUCGGUCAAAUUUUGUUUGUUAUAUCAGUAUGAUAUGUUACAUGUUCUUGCAAGGUAUUAAGGCUGCGAGAAUUGAACGACGCAUAAACAUCUCAAGAAAACUAUGCGAUGUGAAGGAACACUGACAGAACAUUAUCCUCGCCUGACCUAUUUUGACACACUUUCAGAAUCCGUUUAAGGCUUAAGUAGCCGUCAGACUACGACUUCUUGAAAAAACCCUUUAACAGAUUUGCCAGCUAAUAACUAAUUGGUUUCAUCGCUCCUUUUUUUUUCUGUUAUGCAAACGAACAUUUCUUGUAUAAAGUUUCCCGGAAAAGAAAAUACCUAAUUUGUCAGAUUUUUCUCAGUUGUAAUCCUGCUGUUCCCCGGAGGGUACUUCUUCUGAUGUUCUGUACAGGGAGGCUCCUUCCGAAGGGGGUACUAUUUUGAGGCUUCAAACACUGUAUGAAAGGGUCGGUGUUUUACCAGUUCAAGUACAUAAUAGAGUAGGGAACUCAGUCAUUUCGGUCUGCAAGAAGAUCUAAAAGGGCUAGCGGAAAGAUUUUAUGGAUGUGAAAAUUUCGAGAAAUUUUUCUACUUUUGUGAUUUAUUCAUAUUUUAAAGACAGUUCGGUGAUCUCCCUUCAUGCAAAGUUCUAAACUACGUAUUUGAAAGGGGCACCUUUUCUGUUGAAAAUUACAUAAGGUGUUGGACCACGGGGCGGAGCCUCCAAGUAAAAAACUGUGUUGAGUACCCUACCCACCUCCUCUCCUUCCCGAUGUCGUCCAAGUAGUUUUAGUAUGUAAACCUGAUAAUUAUUUUUUCAGGUCUUCCAAUAUUUACAAAAGUUCCACCUUUACUUGCUGCACCGGUACAAGGCACUACAUUCCAAGUAACGUGUAAAGCUGAAGGCUAUCCUCGUCCCGUCGUAACCUGGACAAGAGUAGGAAUGCCUUUACCUGCUGGAAAAACGAAAAUAAACCAAGGCACACUUACCAUUAACAACUUGAUUCCUGCCGACAACGGUUUAUACGACUGUGUAGCUACUAACAUCAUUGGAACAAAGAAAGCUAGGGUCAACGUGGCAGUGCAGCGUAGCUCAGCUGCAGGUUUGUCUUAGGCUGUAAGGUCCGCACAGACAUAAAUUAAACAUUUAGCAACAUAAACAUCACAGUGACAUCAGGCCCCAGUUGUUGAAAUGUUGGAUGGCGCUAUCCAUCGGAUAAAUCACUAUUCAGUGGAUAAGUAUUAGGGAAACCAAUUGCACUAUCCACUGGAUAGAGAUUUAUCCGCUGGAUAGCGCUAUCCACGUUUUGCCCCAAAUGGCGCCAGGUGACCUUUCUUCAAGAUCACAGAGAUCACAAGACCAAAGGUUCCUGAAUCCAGUUUAAGACUACUUUAAUAGGCUUAGUUGACUCAGACUACAGUGUAUACUUAAGUGGAAUGUAAAACAUAUAGGACCGCCGUUGGUGAUGGCCUUUUAUUUAUUGUUAAAAAGCAGUGUCGUUGUUAAAGGCUGAAUAUGCUUGUGUAGCAAUUGUUUAAAGGGAAAGAAGGAGGGAAGCCUAUACUCGAGUUUAAGUAUAAAUCCUAAAAUUUGCUCUCCAGAAAAUAAAGUGACUUUUGCUAUCUAUCCUCUAGUCACUCGCAAUGUUACAAUUGAUACAGGAUACAUUUGAUGCCGAAUUUUUAAAUAGUUCUACUUGGCUUCAACAGAGUCAGGGGCACCCAACGACAAUUUUCGGCAAAUAUCUGUUCGGAAGACGAUUUGAGAUCUAGAAUUUUCGGAACAUUUGUUGUAAAAUUUCUUGCUUGUCUGCUUCUGCUAGGAUUUUCGAACAUCUAAAAAAUAAUAUAAUUGCCAAUUUUUAACGGAUUUUUACCCUAAAAAGGUCACCUAGAAUUUUCGGGAGCCGUUUUUCUGGUUGGAAUUUUCGAAAAAGUAAGUUUUGAUCCCUAUAAUUUUCGGGUCACUAGACUUUCAGCUAGGAAAUCCGAACAGAUGAAAAACUUUUAGGGGAUAAAAAUAUGCCUAUAUCUACCGUUUCAAUACUAAAAUACGUUUAACAAUGCUAUGUUUAUAAUAAGUGGUUUUGAACUAUAUUCUCGUUGGGUGCCCCUGCAGAGUUCUUUUGUCAAAUAGGAAAAUUCGAAUUUUUUUCCCCAGGUUUGCACGACUCUGUUAUUGUGGGAAACAACAAAAAUCACUUAACCUCGUUAAGCAACUGGCUGGCACCUGUUACAAAAAGCGUCAAUUCUCUCUGGAAGCGCUGCUGGCGUGCAUCCGUGGACGGCUGGGCUGCGAGUACAUUUCACUCACGAUGUGACAGCAAGGGCCCGACUGUGACAAUAAUAAGGGUCGGGAGAUAUAUUUUCGGAGGAUACGCAAGUAUUUCAUGGGGUAAGUGAGCAUUGUAAGCCAUGGCAGUGGCAUCUAUACCUUUGACGUAAUCAGUUGGCAUUGAUAUGUUCAGCUAAAAGUGCAGCUUGGUACUUAGCAAUAUGGAAUCAUGUGACUCUACCUUUCAUACAUGGUUAAGCAGUGGCGGACAAAGGUUCUAGGUUAAUAGCUCUAGAUGCGGGCCCAUUUCCCGUGGUUCCUCAAGGGGCGAGGACCGCCCCUCCUUCACUCACAUGUAGUGAACGAGCGCCAACCCCCCCCACCCCUCUUCUCAAGUUCUGAUUCUGCAGAUGAUAAGUGAUGCAUUUCUAGCCUGUCAAAACGGGUCCAAAUUCCAGGUUAACACUAUUACAAAAAUAAUUUUUAGGUUAUAAAGUAUCGAUAUUGUUCUGACUUUCUUGCCACCCUGCUAUCUUCCAUCCUUCAAUUCCCAUAUUGCAAAAGACGCGACUAACGUACUACAUCGCAAGUUUUUGGUGAAAUUGGCAAAUUUUGGCAAAGAAAAAACACGCUCUCUUGACAUGUCCACGUACGUGAUACACCAAGACGAAGGUUCAUUUCACCGAUCAAACUUUCGUAAUUUUGUCUAAGCGAAAUGUUGCGAAAAGGAUUCUUGUCUUCGGAUUCGAACGAACUUAAUAGACUGAAAUGGGUGACAGAAAUACAUAAUGUUUCAUACCUUUUCAAGGAUAAAGGCUCCUAAAACUCUUUAUUAUCUGUUUCCUUCAUUGUCUUCUUAAUACAGUACCCUUAAAAUCAAACGAAGUAUUAAUUUACCAAUAAAAGUGUAUUGCGACAUGCACCAGUUCAUGUAAAAACGAAGCUUCUAGCUUCGGUAAGUCGUAAAAAAAGACAAAAACAGAUAAAUUUCGAGAUUUGCUCCAUAAAGUUAUAAAAGAACAUAUCUUAUUAAUUACUAAUUUUUUCCCCGAUCUAUUGCUUGUAAUUGCAAAUCUUUUAAAAAUAACAUCUCCCACAGGCCAGCACCUUAGCCUCGGUAAGCUUGCAGCCACAUAAAACUUUCUCCUGAGCGGACGAACCACGGUUGCCCUGAGUAUAGCUGUAUCUUUUACCAAAAUACCUGAACGUAAAUAAUAAUGCAAUAAAAUAAUAUUCAUACUAAUGAUAAUGAUGAUGAUGAUGAUGAUGAUGAUGAUGAUGAUAAUAAUAAUAAUAAUAAUAAUAUUGAUAAUGAUAAUGAUAAUAAUAAAGAAGACACAGAAACUGAUUUCGUUUUUGAUAAAUGACGAACGUUACUGAGAAACUCUAUCGAAUUUGUUUUAUGAACAUAAGGUAUUUACUGUUUUUAAUUAGUGUAAUAAUAAUCAUCAUCGUCGUUAUCAUUAUGACAGGCACAAGGACAAUGUCGCUAACUUGUCUUAGAAAAGUUUUGUUUCAUUUCUUUUAGCUUCUGGUUCUGGCCGGUAUCAAUACGACUCAAAAGCCUUCUUAUUUUCGCUGGUAAACAAGCCAGGAUGGGCGCCUGUCAAAUUGUCUCAGUCAGGGCAAUAUAGUUCUAGCAAAUAUUCCAUACGCUUUGACUCAUCCUAUGGGCCUACAUUCGGAGGAGGAUUUGACAUUUACAUCAAAAACUACGCGUCAUCUAAUAGCGAUUCUUACAGCGGCCUUGGCUAUACUUACAGCCCACCGAGCGGGUACAGCUUGUACAGCACCUUCGCACGAACAUUCCUGGCAGGAACUUCCAAGUUCACACCAGACGAAGUUGAAACCUUUUACGAAACAACCUAA